Naumovozyma castellii is the source of this 2184-nucleotide messenger RNA. RefSeq names its product Nup84p (gene NUP84). Bases 1 to 2184 code for a protein of 727 amino acids. The transcript has a single exon. The record is from RefSeq and is a predicted model, not a curated record. NCBI's taxonomy places the organism in Eukaryota, Fungi, Ascomycota, Saccharomycetes, Saccharomycetales, Saccharomycetaceae.
AUGAGGCAGCCAAACGCACAAAAUAUUGGCUAUCUAAAGAAAUUUGCAACUGCAUUGGAACAUUUUAAAGUAGGUCAGUUCAAUACGAGUGAGCAUACAGAUGCAUUUGAUAUUAUAAAAGACUUCCGUUCCAUUGCUGGUGAAGAAGCAUUGAAGUUCCUCGAUGACUCAAACUCAAGUGCUAGACAUUUGAAUAAUGAUUGGGAACAAGAAGCGAGAUUAUGGCAUUUGUUAGAUUUGUUGAUGUCUUUCAGGACAGCUGAUCAUGAUACUGACAGAAUAUCCAUUGAAAAUUACAACUCUAAUGCUCUUUUUGAAAAGCAAUUACUUCAGGAUGAUAAAAAGCUGUAUCAGAUAUGGAUUAUCAUGGUUUGGUUACAGGAAAAUAUGACAAUUCAAGAAAGACCAGAUAAUUUACCAACUUCAAAAUGGACUCAGACUUUGAUCUCGGGCAACCUGGAAAGUGCUGAUCUAGAUUAUCCUUUGAGAAACGUUGGUGUUACCAUAGAACAAAAGGAUAAGGAACAGGAUCACAUUUUCUUUCAAUAUAUAUAUCAUCUUCUACUGGCCGGAAAAUACGAGGAAGCAUUUGAAGAAUGUAAACUAAGUGAAAAUCUAACAUUGAACAUGAUUUUAUGUGGUAUACAAGAAUAUGUCAAUCCCGCCAUUGACACUCAAAUUGCUAAUGAGUUUGAGAUGCAACAAGGUGUUAAAAAGCAUGCACUUUGGAGAAGAGCUGUCUAUAACCUAUCUCAAUGUCCAGAUUUGAAUCCGUACGAAAGGGCAAUAUAUAAUUAUCUUUCAGGCACUAUCCCAGAUACUGGUAUUGAUGCUAAUUGGGAUUCUGACUUUUUGUUGCAACUUAACCAAAUAUUACAGAUUGAAAUUGAAAAUUAUUUAUUGAAGAAUGGUAAAAUAAAUGCCGAAGAAUUAAUUACACCAUUACCAAUGUAUGCGAAAAGUCUGGAUAAAAUUUUAAACUCACUUUCAGAGAGGUAUCCAAUGGAGAGUGAAUCUCCAAUGAAGGUGUUGAUGGGUGCAAUAAUCUUGGAUACACUUCCAUCAGUUCUUCAUUCCUCUGUUGAAAUGUUAUUAGAUAUAAUUAAAGGAAAGGAAAGCAGUAAUGAUUUGUUGGAUGAACCCUAUUUACUUAGAGUUGUUACUCACUUGAGCAUAUUCAUAGAUGUGAUAACACCUGGAGCAGUACCAAAAGGUGACAAAUACAAACUUGUAACCGCAUACAUUAGUAUUUUGAAAAUGCAUGGCUAUUACGACUGUAUUCCUAUUUACAUUAGCUUUUUAGAGGAUGAUGAAAUAUUGAAUGCGUAUUCGUUUGUUCUAUCGACGAUGAAUGAACCAGAGCUAAGGCAAAAUCAAUUGGAGUUAAUGAAAUUCUUAAGGUUACCUGUAACGAAUAUUUUGAAAAAGACAACCUCAAGAGUAUUUACUGAAACGGAACCCGAAUAUACCCCAGAUGAAGAGAUCUCAGUAUCCUUUGGCAUCACAGACACAGAUAAACACCUGAUAUUGGCAGUUGAGUGGUUGCUACAAGGAAAAUUAUUCACGGAUGCAUUGGAGUCUGUGCUUGCACUUUCAAGAAGAUUCUUAAUUAAUGGUAAAGUCAAAGCACUAGAUUAUUUUUUCAGAAGGAAUUCCAUGGAUGAUUUACUUAAGGCAUACAAAUUAGAAAUAAUAUCUCAAAGAGAUUCUGAUGAAGGACCUGAAUUAAAAAUUGAAGAAUUGCUGCAAUAUGAGAACUUAAUUCAUGGUUUGAAUAGAUAUGAAGAAUGGAAUAAGACUAUAAAGUUAUUGAAUUCGGAAUCUAAUAUCCCAAGUCUCAUAGAGAAAUUCCAGGCAUACACAAGAAGUACCCAUGACCUAAUUGAGAACUUCUUGGUUAACUUAAGUAGAGAUGAAGGCUACACAGGAAGAGAUAUAAUAUAUGAAAUCAGAGCACUUUAUACUCCUUAUCUUAUUAUUGAACUCCACAAGGGUUUGGUAGAGGCUGCGAAAUUGCUGAAGAUUCCAAAAUUCAUUAGCGAGGCAUUAAAUUAUACUGACCUGGUGGCUAAUGAAACUGAUAAGAUAUACCUACUUUUCCAAACAAGUGGCAAACUGAAGGAAUAUUUACAAUUGGUUGCCCAUACAGCUACUCUUGUUGAUUACUCUAAGCAAAAUUAUUAG